This is a messenger RNA of Octopus sinensis (East Asian common octopus), 4013 nucleotides long. RefSeq names its product A-agglutinin anchorage subunit. The record is from RefSeq and is a predicted model, not a curated record. Lineage: Eukaryota; Metazoa; Mollusca; Cephalopoda; Octopoda; Octopodidae. Gene Ontology annotation, biological process: intracellular transport. Gene Ontology annotation, molecular function: clathrin binding. The transcript has 10 exons. The coding region runs from base 716 to 3577 and encodes 953 amino acids. Gene Ontology annotation, cellular component: AP-1 adaptor complex; trans-Golgi network membrane.
CAAAUUACUCUUCAUUGAGCAGACCUAUGACCAAAGGCGCUCCAGCCACAAUCAUCGCCACUUUCAUUUCAUGUACGUCGUCCAAAAUGUAUUUUUUUAAAAGGAAAUUUGGCUGUUAUUUCUACUAUAUUUGACUGCAUAGAGACUCUCGCAUAGACUGGUAAUAGUCUAUGAAAUAGGCCGAGAAAGACCGAUUGACCAAACAAGGGAGAGAUAGCGAGUGAGGGAAAGAAAAUAUAGAAGAGAAGUAAGAAUAUUCCUUAGAGAGGUGCAGUGAGUGAAAGAAAAGCGAAAAACAAUUACGAACAGAGAGGAAGAGUGAAAAGAAAGAAAGAGAGACGAGUGAGAAAUUACACUGUAUGAGGGAUAGGAAGAGGAAGGGCAAAGUGCAAACCACAAUUUGAGAGGAAGAGGGAGAGGGAAAACACUAAGAAAUAAAGAGAAAGGGGCAGAAUAAGAGAAAGAGGCAGAAUAAGAGAAAGAGUGUGAUAAAGGUGUGAGUGUGUUGCGUUCAGGCGCUUACCUGGUUAGACAGGAGACAUUUACUCAGGAUCUCUUACAUAUGUUGUACAGACUUUCUUCUACCCAGCAAUGAACUGCAGGAUUAUGGAGCUUUGUGGUGUUGAAUAUGUUGCCCUUGGGUUGAAAUGUCCAAAUUGGUGCAUAUUUCUGGCAAUGGUUGAUGAUAAUAGUGUAGAGUAGCUGGCGACUUACAAUGUCUCACAUUAUCCCGAUGGUAUCAGGUUCUCCGCCACCUCUUGAUGAUAUUACUUGGAAUGAUGAAGAAGACGAUGAAGAUGACUUUGGUAAUUUCACCGGUGUUGCAGACAAUGUCAAAAGCCCUUCCUCUGACAGAGGGUUGUAUUUGGAUGAUACUGUUGAGUUUGAUGCCUUUAAAGACAUACACUUCAACACCAUAGAUGGGGACAUUGUAAAUAAAGAUCUUUCAUCAGCAUCAGCUACCAGUGAACGACCCAUUCUUCAGAACCUCAACUUGUUCCCAGACAAGCCCCCUCACAUUGAGCUUAGUGAAAAAGCCUUCAGUAAUGGAGAAGAUAUGCAAACAGCAUCAAAUGUUGCUGAGUUUGAAAAUAUUAGUUGUGAUACUAAGACAUUGGGCUAUUUGUCCAACCUUGAUGGCAGUCGAGGUCGAGACUCUAUGACUGAUUCUGGUCACUGUAGUACUGAUAUCUCACCUGUUCCAAAGUCGGAUGAAAGUCCAGAUUCCUGUGAUAAAAGUACCUCUUCUGAACUUGAAGAUAACUUCAAUGGUGAAGUAGGUGAGAAAGGGAAUUGUCAAUUGUUCUGUAAUCUCUCUGAGAUCAAUACAGACCAGCUGACUGGUAGAGCUGAUAGCUCUGGUUGUGAUAAAGAUAAACGUUUUAUCAACACCACCACCUCUAAUAAUACUAACACUACCACCACUACUAACACAGACAUUGACCACAGUACAUCCCAAACAGAUCCACAGAACCCAAAUAAAGACAUUUCUUCACAUGAACAAUCUUCGUUUAGUACAAACACCAUGAAUCAACAAACUGAUAAAUCUGGUGAUUCACCAUCACCACCACCACAACCACCACCACUACCACCACCUCCACCAUCCUCCUCCUCUUCUUCCUCAUCAUCAUCAUCACCAUCAUUAUCAACAUCACUUCCUUCUCCUAACUGUCCUCCUCUCCCUCUAACUACUACAGCACCAGAUUCUGCUGCUAUUUCCCAAUCUGAAUUUACAGCUGGAACCAAUGAAGCUGUGAGUUCAAAUCUAUCCAACACUUGUUUGUCAGGCAUGUUUGAUGAUGAUUCUGAUGACUGGGCAGACUUCUCGUUUGCUGUCACAUCGAAUCCACCUCCUCUACCACCUCAGGGCAAUAACACUUGCAGCAGUUUCCAGGUCUCUGAAAACCUGUUCUCCCCGUCCACACCGUCUUUUGAAGAGUCGUCUACACGAGCUGAAAAUGAAGAAUUUGCAUCAGAAAGCAUUGAAAAUGAAUUAGCAGCAGGUGAAGACACCCUAAAAGACAUUUCUGAAGAGAUUCAGAGUUCUUCAUCCAUUCAAUUUGACUCAAAUUCUAGAAACCCUAAUUCUUCACCAGAUAUACGGAGUGAAAUAGAUUUACCGAGUCUUGAUGAGAGUUCAAUAGACUAUGACGAUUUGGUUCAGAACUGUGAGUCUCGCAGUAACGACAGUCUAGAUGGGAGCUAUUCCAUUUCGGAUCAGGUCCGGACAGUUGAACUGAAAUAUUCCACAGAGGAGAACCAAGAAUCAGACGAUGAUUAUGGUGCUUUUCCAGGAACAGGUACUAAUUCAGCUUCAGAUAAUUUUGUGCCCAGAACAUCAAACAGUGAUUCAAUAACUAGUCAAACUAAGUCUGAAGAGGAUGAGUUUGGUGAUUUCAAUAAGUUCAAUCGAGCUGUUGCAGAAAGUGAAGACGAGUGGGCUGAUUUUGAAGCUGCCACUUCACCUUUUUCUGUGGACAUCCAAGUGCCAACAGAGUCGGCUGUGUCUGACAAGUUGAAAGAGGAAGAGGAAUCCUCUUGGUGUAGUUUUGAUGCUAACGUCCAAUCACAUUCCAGUCAUGAAAUUGACAGUGGCCAAUGGGCACAGUUUUCUGAAAGUUCCUCACUCAGCCAUAAUGAUCAGGAGCUUCCAGAUGCUUCACAGCAACAGCUACCAAGUUUUUUCCCACUUGACCCACUACAUUCCAAUGUAAAUAUUUCUCAAACUAUAGUCUCAGUUAUGAAUAAUACUUUCCCUAAAGUGGCACCAAUCUCAGUUUCCUGUAAAUUACUAGAGAAUGCUCUGCUUCAGGAUGUUAUUCUUCAGGAUGUUACGAUGAAGAAAACUGCAGGCACACAAAAGAAAGCCGGAACAAGUGCUUACACAUCUAGUUGCUGUAUAUGGAAACAGCUAUUGGAUGUUGAUGUCACAGAUGCUCUGACCUAUAACUUCACUGAUUCCAAAGGCAGCAACAGGUUGUUUAAAACUUUGCGGAUAGAUUCCAGAAAAAUUUUGGUGACUCACAAGAAGCCAGGCGUUCCAAUAUUUGCAGCGAACUUAGGUUUAUUGGAACCCAGCAAAGUAAUUAGUGGUGAGCUUAUGAAACCUUCAUCCAAUCUGGUGCCAUCGUUGCCGCAGGAAACUCUCAUAGACACCAACCGUACGGAUCAGUGUGAUUCCCUCAGACAGGUUGAUAUUCCACCUGUGCAGUUUGACUGGACUGGUAGUGGUCUUACUAAUCCAUUAGAGCAAUCGGCAGCAUCGGCAAAUACUUUGGACUUGGACUUCCUUGUGGUGAAAGACUCUCCUGAAACUACGAUAUCAAAAACUGGAGAUGACCUGGACUGGGUGUUUGAGUCCGAACUGCUAGGUGGCCCUUUGAAGCCAUUACCUUCUUUCAAGCCAAUGCAGCCCCUUGAGGACAUGUUAGCCAACACCAAGUCGACGACCGUGAAGAGAGGACACACAUCAGAUGAGCACUUGAGUCAGGAAGCUACUGUAAUACUGCAGACUCUUCCUGAUUUGUCUUUCAUGCACGCUAAAGUUUUGAUGUUUCCAGUACGUCAGACUAACUAAAAGCAACAAAAAAAAAAGACCCAAACAAUAAAAGAAAAAUAACAAAACAAGAAGAAAACAAAAGCAGCACAGAAAAUGGAGGUAGGGUCUUGUAUAAUGACACACCUUCUUCUCGACAAACCGUUGGUAGUUUCUGCGGUUUAAGGCAACUGAGAUAUAUCAAUGUUGAUUUGGUGUUUAUUUCUCUUGUACAACCAGGCUGAAAGUACUUUUCUGUUAAAAGUUUGUUUCAUUGAAAAUUUAACCAGUUCGUAGGGGAGGGGAAGAACCUUUGAAAAGAGUGUGAGGGAUUAACCUCAAAGGUUGAAGGCUUCCUUAUUGAACUUCUUUCUCUUGCUGAUAUGUUGAGCAAUGAAACUUUGAUAAAUCUUGUAGAUAAGGAAAAAAAAUACCAAAAUCCUUGAAAGAAACUGAAUAAAAAAAACUAAAAUGGUAU